CGGAAGUGGCUCGGGGGGGGGGGGGCCCGGGGCCUCCUCAGGUGGAGCCGCCGCCGCCGCCGCUCCCGGACCCCCCUGAGCCCCCCAGGGCCGGGCCGGGCCGGGGGGGCCUCCCGAGCCCGCCCCCACCCCGCCGCCAAAGCCCUCAAAGAUGGAUAUAGAAGACUGUAACGGGCGAGCCUACAUCCCUGGAAUCUGCUCUUCCUGGAAGGUGAGUGGCUGCGUGCGCCCUGCCAGCGACGCAGACAUGCACACGCAGCCCGGAAUCCAGCGCUGUUUCCAAGGAGUUGGAUGUGAUAACACUCCAGGGUAUCUCCAGCAAGGCAGCGGGGAUUCCUCCCUGGAGAAGGAAUUCACCUCGGCGAUCGUGGGCCCCACGGUGAGCACCCCCAACAGCCAGCACUCCUCCCCGAGCCGCUCCCUCAGCGCCAACUCCAUCAAGGUGGAGAUGUACAGCGACGAGGAGUCCAGCCGGCUGCUGUCGCAGGACGAGCGGAUGCUGGAGAAGGAGGACAGUGUCAUCGUGGAGGACUCGCUCUCGGAGCCCCUGGGCUACUGCGACGGGACGGGCCCGGAGCCGCACUCCCCCGGGGGGAUCCGCCUUCCCAACGGGAAGCUGAAGUGCGACAUCUGCGGCAUGGUCUGCAUCGGCCCCAACGUGCUCAUGGUGCACAAGCGCAGCCACACCGGAGAAAGGCCCUUCCACUGCAACCAGUGCGGAGCCUCCUUCACCCAGAAGGGAAACCUCCUGCGCCACAUCAAGCUGCACUCGGGCGAGAAGCCCUUCAAAUGUCCCUUCUGCAACUACGCCUGUCGCCGGCGGGACGCGCUCACCGGCCACCUCCGCACGCAUUCCGUCUCCUCCCCCACCGUCGGCAAACCCUACAAGUGCAACUACUGCGGCCGGAGCUACAAACAGCAGAGCACGUUGGAGGAGCACAAGGAGCGCUGCCACAGUUACCUCCAGAGCCUGAACCCCGAGCCGCAGGCGCUGCCGGGCCAGCAAGGUGAGGAGAUGCGGGACCUGGAGAUCGUGCCCGACUCCCUGCUGCACCCCUCGGCCGAGCGGCCGACCUUCAUCGACCGCCUGGCCAACAGCUUCACCAAACGGAAACGCUCCACGCCGCAGAAAUUCGUGGGGGAGAAGCAGAUGCGCUUCGCCCUCUCCGAGCUGCCCUUCGACGUGAACUCCAGCUUCGAGAAGGACGUGGAGGUGGUCUCUGCCCACCACCCCCUCGACGCCUCCUACGGCGGCCCCCUGUCCCUGCUGGGGGGGGAGCACCUGCGCUCGCUCCGCCUGCCCCCCACAAACUGCAUCUCCGAGGUCACCCCGGUCAUCAGCUCCGUCUACACCCAGAUCCAGGCGCUGCCGGCGCGGCUGGAGCUGCCGGGGGGCCGGGAGGCGGCCGAGGGCCACGAGGAGGUGCCCGACGGGGUGUCGGUGGUGUUCCGGGCCCGGGAGCCCAGCGGGUCUCCCUCCAACGGCUGCCAGGACUCCACGGACACGGAGAGCAUCCACGAGGAGCGGAGCUCGCAGCUGGCGCCCGGGAGCAGCCGGCACAGCCCAGCCUACGCCAAAGAGGAGCCCAAGGGGCCGGAGGGGCCCCCGGGCGCCCGGUGCACCCCCAGCUCCGCCAAAGAAUCCCUGCGGGUGCUCAACGAGGACGGGGAGCAGCUCCGGGCCUUCAAGUGCGAGCACUGCCGGAUCCUCUUCCUGGACCACGUCAUGUUCACCAUCCACAUGGGCUGCCACGGCUUCAGAGACCCUUUCGAGUGCAACAUCUGUGGCUACCACAGCCAGGACCGGUACGAGUUCUCCUCCCACAUCGUGCGGGGCGAGCACAAAAUCGGCUGAACCCCCCCGGGCCCCCCAGCCCAGCCCACCCCCCUCCUCAGUUCUCCCCCUGUCUCUAGCGCAGCCCCUCCAUCCCUAGGGCAUGGAACUGUUGGUUUUUCUUUUAUACUCCUUUGCACUGACUUUGGCUACAAAAAAGUAUUUAAAAAAAAAUUUUUUUCAAUAAUUAAAAAAACAAAAAAAAAAACAACAAAAACAAACCACGAACCAACCGGCCCCGCCGAGGGGGAGCCCUUAAUCUGCCUUUUUAUAAACGGAGUUAUUUAAAUAUUGAAUAUUAACGGACUUUUUUGUGCUUUCCCCCCACCUCCCGAGCCUCCUUCCGUUAUUUAUUAAGCUUUUGAGUUUCCCUUUUUUAUAACUCUCUCGGUUUUUUUACCCAAAGAAAGUCUCAUUUGAACUUUUGAGACUGUUCCCCCCCGUCCUGCCCCGUCGGCUCCUCUCCGAGCCCCUUCCUUGGUGCGAGCCCGGCAUUGCCCGGCCCCAUUCCCGGGCAAAGGAAACCUCAAAUUAGGUGCUAAACCCCCACGGGACCCCCCCAGGCCCCAGCCUGACCCCCCCAGCCCUGAGGGAGCUGCUGCAUCCCGAGCUUUGUCUGGGAAACCCCCGGAGGGGGAUGUGGGGACCCCCAGGCGCCUUCCCAGCUCCCCCCUCGUGGGGUUCAGAGCCCCCCGACCCCACGUGGGGGUGAUGAGGGUCCACAUCCGCCCCAAAAAUGAAGGAUGGAUCCAUCCUGUUCCUGGGAUCUCCUCCUCCUGCUCUUCCUCGGCACAGGCCGGAAUCUGCUGCAGGGCAGGACCCCCCUGGGGGACCCCAGACCCAGCAGGACCCCCCUGGGGGACCCCAGAUCCAGCAGGACCCCCCUGGGGGACCCCAGACCCAGCAGGACCCCCCUGGGGGACCCCAGGUCCGGCCCCCCCUCGCUCCCCCAGCAUUCCCGGGCCCGGGGGGGUCUCUGUGCUCUCUGGUGCCCCAGUUCCCACCCGGAGCAGCCGGAGCUUCCCAGGCCCCCCAGGUUUGGGUCCGAUGCCCCCAACCCCCCCCUUUUCCCGGGAUGAUCCCGGGGCAGUUUGCCGGGAUCCAGGCGGGUUCCAGGGGCGAGUUCCACUCCCACUUAGGGACUCCCAGUCCCAGGGCUGGGGGGUCUGGAGCAGGGGCCCCCCUGGGAUGGGAUCCCCCUGGGAUGAAGGGAUCCCAGGGCCGGGGCAGCAGCGAGAACCAAAAAUCCCGGGCUGAGCCCCCCCCUCGGAGCUGGGGACCCCCAACCACAGCCCCCGUGCCCAGGGGGCCCCCCGGCUGCAGCCCCCCCCCUCGGUGCUGAGAGCCCCCAGCCCAGCCCAGCCCCCCCCCGCGGGGGUCCCACUCCCCCGGCCCAGGAUGCAUAAAAGGCCCCUCGGGGCCGCCCCGAGGGCGAAACCAAAGCUGUUCCUUUGUACGGACACACUCUCACCUCAGCAGCGCCGCUGCCCCUCCCGCCUCUCUUGGGGACAUUUUCCCGUUUUUGGGGAUUUUAUCCCUUCUUUCCCCCUCCUUUUUGCUCUCCGUGACGGCCUCUGGUGGCGGGGGGAGGUGGGGGGUGGCUGAAGGAGGGGGGUCCCCCCAUUCCCAGCCACCCAUAACGGGGUGCCCACGGCACCCCCCUCCCCCCCCAGCGCCCAAACCAACCCAAAAAAGGGGUUUUUUAAUCCAAAUCGAAGCUCUGCCGUUUCCAGCCCCUCUUGGGUUGGUUGGUUGUUUUUUUUUCCCCCCCCCUUUUUCCGUUUUCUUUUUUUUUUUCCCCUGUCGGAGUCUGAAACAAAACUGUAGGAAUUUUGUAAAACCUCCAGGUCGCUUUAUCCCUGUAAAUAUCUAUUUUUUAAUCCGAUGGAUGAAGAACAAACGAGGAUGUGCAAUACCCCGCCUCCCCCAGGAGUUUUUUGGUUGUCUCUCGUUAAUGGAUUCGCUGUUGUCUUUGCUUUGCCCUUUUUUGUGAGGUUUUGACUCGCUUUUGGACACCCCCUGUCCCCCCUCCUCCCCAACCCCCCCCCAGGAGCUUUUGUAUCUGUAAAAUAUUGUAAUUAAUGAUUUGUGUAACGAGAUCUACUGUAAGUUUUGUACUGUACUGGCUGAGGGUCUGUUAUAAAUAAACCGGAGUAAUUUAA
Pseudopipra pipra is the source of this 3996-nucleotide messenger RNA. It is a transcript of the gene IKZF4, whose product is annotated as IKAROS family zinc finger 4. Gene Ontology annotation, molecular function: DNA-binding transcription factor activity; RNA polymerase II cis-regulatory region sequence-specific DNA binding. The transcript is spliced from 9 exons. Bases 152 to 1855 code for a protein of 567 amino acids. Gene Ontology annotation, biological process: regulation of transcription by RNA polymerase II. The record is from RefSeq and is a predicted model, not a curated record. NCBI's taxonomy places the organism in Eukaryota, Metazoa, Chordata, Aves, Passeriformes, Pipridae.